Molecule: messenger RNA, 7776 nt
Organism: Pteronotus mesoamericanus
Lineage: Eukaryota; Metazoa; Chordata; Mammalia; Chiroptera; Mormoopidae
Gene: NFIC
Product: nuclear factor I C
Exons: 10
Coding region: 137-1783 (548 amino acids)
Biological process (GO): regulation of transcription by RNA polymerase II
Cellular component (GO): nucleus
Molecular function (GO): DNA-binding transcription factor activity, RNA polymerase II-specific; RNA polymerase II cis-regulatory region sequence-specific DNA binding
Source: RefSeq, a predicted model, not a curated record
AGGGAGGGAGACCGAGGGAGGAGGCGGCUAGGAGCGCGCGCCGGCCGCGGCCGCGGGGCGGGGGGGGUUGGAAAAAUGACUCAGUAAGUUCAGCGCGCCCGCUCCGGCCGGCCCUGCGCCUCCCGCCGCGCCCGGGAUGUAUUCGUCCCCGCUCUGCCUGACCCAGGAUGAGUUCCACCCAUUCAUCGAGGCGCUGCUGCCUCACGUGCGCGCCUUCGCCUAUACGUGGUUCAACCUGCAGGCGCGGAAGCGCAAAUACUUCAAGAAGCACGAGAAGCGGAUGUCCAAGGACGAGGAGCGCGCAGUGAAGGAUGAGCUGCUGGGGGAGAAGGCCGAGGUGAAGCAGAAGUGGGCAUCGCGGCUGCUGGCCAAGCUGCGCAAGGACAUCCGGCCCGAGUGCCGCGAGGACUUCGUGUUGGCCAUCACCGGCAAGAAGGCACCGGGCUGCGUGCUCUCCAACCCUGACCAGAAGGGCAAGAUGCGCCGCAUCGACUGCCUGCGCCAGGCCGAUAAGGUGUGGCGCCUGGACCUGGUCAUGGUCAUCCUCUUCAAGGGCAUCCCCCUGGAGAGCACUGACGGUGAGCGCCUGGUCAAGGCGGCACAGUGCGGCCACCCAGUGCUCUGUGUGCAGCCGCACCACAUCGGAGUGGCAGUCAAGGAGCUUGACCUCUACCUGGCCUACUUCGUGCGGGAGAGAGACGCAGAGCAGAGCGGCAGUCCCCGGGCCGGGAUGGGCUCCGACCAGGAGGACAGCAAGCCCAUCACGCUGGACACAACCGACUUCCAGGAGAGCUUCGUCACCUCCGGUGUGUUCAGUGUCACCGAGCUCAUCCAAGUGUCCAGGACACCUGUGGUGACUGGAACAGGACCCAACUUCUCCCUGGGGGAGCUGCAGGGGCACCUGGCAUAUGACCUGAAUCCAGCCAGCACCGGCAUGAGAAGAACGCUACCCAGCACUUCCUCCAGUGGGAGCAAACGGCACAAAUCGGGCUCGAUGGAGGAAGAUGUGGACACGAGCCCCGGCGGCGAUUACUACACGUCGCCCAGCUCUCCCACGAGUAGCAGCCGAAACUGGACGGAAGACAUGGAAGGAGGCAUCUCAUCCCCGGUGAAGAAAACAGAGAUGGACAAAUCACCUUUCAACAGCCCGUCUCCCCAGGACUCACCGCGCCUCUCCAGCUUCACCCAGCACCACCGGCCCGUCAUAGCAGUGCACAGUGGGAUCGCCCGGAGCCCUCACCCGUCCUCAGCCCUGCACUUCCCCACCACCUCCAUCCUGCCCCAGACGGCCUCCACCUACUUCCCUCACACAGCCAUCCGCUACCCUCCUCACCUCAACCCCCAGGACCCGCUCAAAGAUCUCGUCUCACUGGCCUGUGACCCGGCCAGCCAACAGCCUGGACCGUUAAAUGGAAGUGGUCAGCUCAAAAUGUCCAGUCACUGCCUCUCUGCUCAGAUGCUGGCACCCCCGCCCCCUGGGCUGCCGAGACUGGCGCUUCCCCCUGCCACCAAACCCACCCACGAGGGAGGAAGCACGUCACCGACCUCACCCUUCCUGGUAUCUGGGAUAAGAAAGAUUUCUUCCCACGCCCUGCUCCUUCAUCCCGGGGGUGCUGCACAGCCGGCCCCCAACCCAUGUUUUCGGUGGAAAGUUAGAGCAAGCAAGAACAUCCCGCCGACUCCCAGCCCAGCUGAACAGACAAAACACACAGACACAUACACACAGGAGGAAAAAAAGAAAAAAAAAGGCCAAAAAAAAGACAAACGGGAAAAAAAAUCAUAAAAAUAAACCCACCCAAGCAAGAAGACAAAGGUAAAGAAGACUGCAACGCUUCAGACUCUUGGGACGCCACAGCUAGACCUGCCACCCCUCGGCUGGACCUGCCACCCCUCGGCAGAGGGCAUGAGGAUCUAACAGUGCCACGGGGUCUCCCUAAGUUACUCAUCUCUCGCUGCUGCUCUGGAAGGGCAGGGGCCUGCCUCUGCCUCCACCAGGACCAGGUGAGCGCAGCCUGGUGCCCAUGACAGUGCCCAGGCCCCGUGGGGCAGGACACCCAGAAAGGCCACCUCUCCCCCUCGCCCCCAUCGUCACCACCGCCAGGAUGUCGGCCAGGCUUCCCACACUGGUGUUGGUGUUUUCAAGCAGGAAGGCAGGCACCGUGGAGGCCGGGGUGGGCAGGGAAGUGACAAGGGCAGAAGAGGGUUGUGGGAGACCCUGGUCAUCACCAGGGGACAAGGACGUGUGGCAGAUUCUUUCUCAGGAGUGUCCUACGGUCGGUCAUGGGACGUCUACCUGCCCCAAAGCGUGCAUGUGCUGGGCUGGCUUGGGACUCGGUCUUUCAUCCCCACGCCUGUCUGUUUGGGAGGAGAAGUCUCUAUGCAAUUGCCCCCCCAGCCCCACACCCAGCGGCAUAGAAGGCCACCCCCCACCGUACCCGCCUGCGGCUCCACACCCCAGGGUAGGGAUCCACGUUGCACACACUGUAAGAAAUGCACUUUCCAAGGAAGGGGCUGUGGGGCGGAAUGGAAAGACCCAGAGGUCUUCAAGAAAGGGGGUCAUCUGGAGUCUCCAUCCACUGAGCCCUGGGAGGGGAGGGCCCCUCCCACUUACCCAGAGGAGGUGGGAGGUGAGAGUGAGUGGAUUAAGUGCCUGAUUCCCACCGCCCGCCCCUCUUUGUCCAGCUGAGACGUGAGAGUGGCCGUGGGCAUCCCCACCCCCUCCCCCACAACCCCUCCACCUCCAGUCCCCGACCCCUCAUUGCUAUGCUCCCCUCAGAGAGACGGGGACCCCCAGUGGGCCCGAGGGGCAGAGCUGGGUGUCCCCCAAGCAUCCUGCCAUGCUGGGGCGCGGGGGGCAGGGGCGGGGUCUGGGGAAACCGGUGUCCUGCCCCCCACGCCUCCUCUGCCAGUGCCUUACAUCCUGGAGCGACACCCCCUCCCUGGUGCCUCUCAGCCCAAAGGGGGACUACAGUUUGCACUUUUAUUUCCCCCCAAAGUGGGCACAACCAGGGAGGUGCAUUGCAGCUGGGCCCCCAGAAGGACUGCAGUUCACGCGAUCCUGGACGGGGUGGGGAAUUCUGGCGGAGGGGGUGCCAGCGCCUCUGGGCCCCCUGUGCUGCAUAGGGGACCUCCCAUCUGCUAAGCGUUUUCCGUUGAGCCGCUCCAAAAACACUAAGCUGGGGACACCGGGUGCCCCCCCACCCCGGCUCCCCAGCCCCAUUCCCGCCCCCACCCCAGGAUGGCCAUCUUGGGCGGGGGGCUGGGAGGGAGUGUUAGGUGUUCUAGGGUCACAAGACCCCAACACAGGGACCCCCUCCCGGCCCAUCCAUCCGAGCCCCCACUGGCCACCUCCAGCCUCCAUGCCUGGCGCUGAGGAUUACCUACCCCACCAUGACCCCUACCCUGGGCCUAGGCCAAAGUUGUUGCCCUGGGCAGGGCCUCUGCCUCAUCUGCCCCCAGCCUGGCCCUCUGCUCCUUCUCUCGGUACCCCUGGGCCUGGCCAGCCUCCCCCCACCACACACACCUCCAGAAACCGGACUUUCCUCCCAAACCAGCCCCAAGGGGCUUGGCGAACCCACUUGAUCUUACAGAGAAAGACGCAAGACCCUUCCCCAUCGACACCCCCUCCCAUUGUCCAGAGGGGUUAAGAACCCUUGGUCCGUCCAUGGGUCCCCAAGGCCCUUCCAGGUGGCCACUGGGGACCAAAGCAUGGGCCGCUCUUCGGGAGUGCAGGAGGGGAGGGCAGCUAGGGUAUCCGGAAGCUUCUCAGCCGGGAACCUUAGGGUGCAGGUAGGCGUGGUAGGGGAGGGGGCGCCUGGCAGCCCCCAGCGAUCUAACUUUGCAUGGUGCUUAGUCGAGGACUCCUGUGACCUGGCUCCUGCCGUCAGCUCGCUGACGCUGACACUGCAUGGCAAAUUAUACCUGGCUCUAUCUCCCGUCCCCAGCCUCCCAGCCCCCACUACUGCCCCCUCCUCUUUAAAAAAAGAUACAAAAAAACCUUUAAAAAAGUCCAUGUUUCCUAAUUUGCACGAAAUUUUCUACCACAUGAUGUGCCUUGCCUUCCGAAAAUAAGUAUUACCUUUAAACAAUAUCAGCGCAAAGGUAGCUGCAUGCCCUGCUCGUGUAGUUAAAAAGAAAAAAAGACAAAACAAUGACAUGAAAUAAAAAGUAAAAAUGGAAAAGGGAUGUAUUUCUAUUUGUAAAAAAAUAAUAAACAAGAAGAACUUUAAAAAAGAUACAUGCUAAAAGAGCAAUUGCCCCGUGAUCGGCCCCACCGCCCACGCCCCACCUGCCCUGGGCUCUUGUCUCCGCGGCUCCUGCUGCAUUGGGGGUGCUCCCUGGUGCUCUGCCACCCCCAGCCCCGCCCCUGGACUCCAAGGGGUCAUUUCUGAAGCCCCCGCCCACAGCAGCAGCAGACCUCAGGAGUGAGCCCUUGGGCCGCCGGCCAGUCCCCCAGAUGCCACGCAUGCGUGCAUGACCCCAGGCAGCACCCUCCCGGGGUGGCCGCCCUGCCGACAGCCAGACUCCCCCACCCCUUCUUUCAUGCAGGCUGGCAUCCCUCUGGCUCAGGGUCAAAUUGCUCUCCCACCCCCAAAGAGGCCCCCCUCUCUUCUCCUGUGCACCUCCUUCCUUCUUGCCAAAGGACCCACUUGUCCCCUCUCCCUUGAGACCGGCAUUGGGUGUCAAUUUCCUCCUGCCCUCUCCUUGCCCCUCAACACCCACUUCUAUGUCUUCCAGCUGUGACUAUGGAGGGUAUCUGGUAUGAAACAAACAAAAAAACCAAACUUGAUAUAUGCAAUAUCUGUCUGUCUGUACCUGUAGGUCUAGCCCAGCCACUAGAGGCCCAGUUAGGGAGCCAGAGGGGUCAGGGACAGUUGGGGACACCCCAUCAUAGGUCUCCGGGUGGCUGGCCAUGCUGUUGUCUUUUCUCAUUUUUUAUUUUCCUUCUUUUUUUUUAAGUUCCAAUUUCCUCUACCUUCAACUCAACCAAAGGUGAGACAAUAGCAGAUGGUUAGUGGGGUGUCCCGGCAGGGGGGGCCGGGCUCCCCACGCUCAGGCCUCCACCUGGGGGGACACACCAGUUGGAUGAUAGUCCCCAUUUAUUUGCUGCCGCCCCCUUGGACUUUAAAAUUGUCUCCAGAGCAGGGUGGGGCUUUGCAGAAAGGGCCCAGCUUUCAUCAGCCAUCACAUGCUCAUCCCAUGUUUUCUUCCCAAAAGACACCUCAGCAAGCCCCAGGGGAUGGAGGCAGAGCCCAGACCGCAGCCUCUGCUGCUGUGACAGUGCCCUGAAGAACUGUCACUUGGCUGGAGAGCCCAAGACCACGCGUGUCACUUUUCCUGUGGCUCAUUUCUGCUUUUCACACUCUGCCCCCGCCCCACAGCGCCGCCCUUCCUUGCCCUGCGCUGUGCGAUCGCAUCUUGUCAGCGCCAUUGCUGAGCACUGUAGGCAGUUCCUUCCCAGCCAGCGUGUUAUCCUGAGAUUGUUGGUUCCCAUUUCUUGAAAAAACUAUAGGGUCCCUGUUGGGCUAAACUCCCAGGUGCCUCCCUGCAGGCAGAGUAAGGCAGAAGCACCAGGAACCAGACCCCUGACACCCCUCUGCAGUUUGGGUUUAUGCCCAGAGGUGGGGAUAGGGGCCUUUGUUGGGUUGGUUUUUUGUGGGGUGUUGUUUUUUUUACAUGUAUGAAACUGACAUCUCAGUCCCCUCUGAAGCCCAUGUCACCCACCACCCAUCAUCCACCCCCACCCAUGCAAACGCCCCCAGGCUGACCCUGGCAUCCACCUCAUGCUGUGGAGAAGAAUAGGGAGGCCUCCCAAAUAUAUGCAAACUUCCCCCAUCCCUCUCUUGGUUGAGGGCACCAGACGCCUACCAGGGUAGAGAGGGAGGCGUGAGAAGACCUGGCCCUAUCUGACUAGGGACAGGGUUCGAGGUCCCCCAUGGGCAGAUCUGGAACCUAGGUUCUGGCUGAGUUCUGAGCCCCACUCUGAGCUAGACAAUCAGACUGGAAAGGAACCCCAAAGGAGACUCGGCGGUGCUGCAGCUCCCCAAGCCGCAGACAACUCCAGGCUCAGUCCCACAGAUCCCCUUUCCUGCCCCAGAACCUUCUCUCUGUCCCCAGAGACAGCAUUGUUCCAGGGACAGGCAGGCUUGACUGGACAGCAGCCAGUUAGACAGGACGCAGGGGGCGCAAGCCGUCGUCCAGCCCCCUCGGAAGAGGCAGCGCACGGGGCCGUGCCCUCCCUAUUAUGGCGUCUCCAAUGGUACUUUGACCUUCAGUGUAGGGAUACAUAUAUAUAUAUAUAUAUAUGUAUAUAUAUAUAUAUAUAUGAAUUUUUUAUUAUAAUACAGGUUAUACAGUGGCUACUUUUUGUUUUGGCCUGGAAUCUGUCUCUGAGACCCUGGUUUUUACUUUCCUUCCGAAGGGUGUUGGGAAAGGGGUUCCAGAGACCCACCCUCAAAUCCAGCUUCUCCCACAUUCCCCCGUCUUCCCCAUUUCUGUGCCGCUGGGCACUUUCUCAGAGUCCCAUCUCCAAGCUGACAGUCUCUCCCACCAUCCACCCAUUCCUACGUGUUUCACAGUGUGUGGGGUCUGAACUGACCCCAGAGGCCCACCCUUCCUCUGUCCUUGUGCCCAGCAAGACAGGGAGACAGACCCAAAGCGAUACCAGCAGGACUUGUUGCCAGCGAUACCAAAACAGACUUUUUCCAAGCAGUGCCUCACAUGUCUGCUGGUGUGGCUUUGGGGUUCUCCCCAACUCCCCAGGGGAUAUUGGGGGAGGUCAGGCCUCAGGAAAGAGGAGGCAGGAUCUAACAGGAAUAAGGGCUUCAGGAGGGGAAGGAAGUCACACACCCUCAAGCUGCUGCCCCUCCCCACAGCCCUCAACCCACACCUGGCUAGAAGGGGACCCACUGGAAAGGGGACUGGAGCUUCCCCAGUGGCCCUCCAGUUGGGAAACCCAAAGCCCAUUCCCAAGGUGUAUCAACACUUCUAUCUGUUGAUCCUCCUAUCUAGGGUCCCAGCCAGGCCCCCCGAAACCAAAGCCCCUUCAAGUCCAGAGGUCCUGGCCCCUGCCUCCCACGUCCUGCCCUCUAACCCCGCAGGACCCCACAUGGGGAAAGGACAAGCAGAGUGUAGAUCGAGGGACAGAGCACACAGCAUGGCAGGGGCCAACAGGAAGGGAGGAAAGAGACCCAUUUUCCUCUGAUUUUCCUUCCUUCCUCCCUCCUUCCUUCCCUUCUUCCCUUCCUUCCUUCCCCAAACUUUUUGGUGGUAUUGCUGUUCAUUUUCUUUUUCCUCCAAGAUAUUUUUGAGGGUUUUUUUCUCAUUUUAUAUUUUACUGAUAUUACCAGGAUAGUUUACUCCAUUUCUUGCUUUCCGCUUGCUGCACACACCGGGUAACACACCCACGCACCCCGUGCUCAUGAACCCAAGUCAGGAGAGGCUCUGGCUGGGUCUGCUCCUCCUCCUCCCCAGUGUGAGGACCGGAUGGGGACAAGGGGACAUCUGGGCAGGCCUGGGCCCAGCCCGCUCCCUCUCCUGGCUCACCCGCCCUGCUCCCUCACAUCAUACUCCGAUCAUAACCUUGUAUAUUAUGCAGUCAUUUCGGUUUUCGCAGACGCGCCUAAGUACCAUUUACAGAAAGUGACUCUGGCUAUUAUUAUUUUGUUUGUUUGUUUCCCUAUGCAAAAAAAAAAAGAAAAAGAAAAAGGGGGAUUCCAUAAAAGAUUCAAUAAAAGGCAAAAAAAUAAAAAAGAAAAAUGUAUAAAAAUUAAACAA